CCGCCUGGCGUUGCACUCUCCGACUGCGGGGUCGUUCUCUCCUUCAGGGAUGUUCUCCCUCUCCAGCGUGUACUCGCCUUCGCUCUGUUCUUCUUCGCGGUCACUCUCGACUAACGGACGGACAACGCCUUCGACUAAGAUGUGGACGACGCCGUCGACCUCACACGCGAUCGACUUCCCCGAGGUGCCGGCGUCGAUCGCUGCGCGGAUCCGACGAGAGCCCUUCCCCAUGAACGUCUGAACUUUGAGCACAGUCGGAUAACAGUUUGGACUCCCUAAAUGCGGCCCUGCUGCGGGAGCUCCCAGCGCAAUAAGGGCUGUGCGGGGGUUCAAGUAGGGCGCGAGGGUUUGAGCGGCUGGGCUCUAUCUGUUUUGCGUAGUGCUUGUCGGGCGUCG
Messenger RNA from Fomitopsis serialis, 396 nucleotides. RefSeq lists its product as uncharacterized. The record is from RefSeq and is a predicted model, not a curated record. Lineage: Eukaryota; Fungi; Basidiomycota; Agaricomycetes; Polyporales; Fomitopsidaceae. The transcript has 2 exons. Bases 50 to 241 code for a protein of 63 amino acids.